GGAUGACUCAUAAUCAGACAGCGUGAAUGCACCAGUGACACCAUCAUCCGGACCGGGACAUUAAAAAAGCAGACGACAAGCCUUGACGAAUUGCCGACAGGUGUUAGAGUUCUAUAAACAAACCCGGCCACCCAUUCGAGGCCCGUGAACGUGACGUGGCCUCAGCUCGGCUCGACACUUUUGCAAGAUGCGUCUCCUCGUCUUCUUCCUGGUCUUCGUUGGACUAGCUCAUGCUGGACAUGUCUCAGUCAGUAACUGUGGAUUCACGUCGAGGGCAACACUAGUACAUCUCGAUGUCGAACGUUGCGAUUCUGUGCCUUGUAUUAUCAAGCGGGGCAUAUACACGAGGUUUGAAUUCGAAUUCAUCCCACACGUCAACAGCAGGACACUGACUUUGGACGCCAGAUUCUCACUUUUUGGCAUCAACUUCCCGAUCCCAGGAGUGGUGUCAAACCUCUGCAAAUUUGUGUCGUGUCCCAUCGUGGCUGAAAGAACUUACCGUAUCGCUCUGACAUUCUACAUAAGCAUGUGGUCCCCUCCCUUAGUGACGAGACUCACCUACAGAAUAAGAGGCGAUGACCGAGAGCUGGGAUGCUACACUACGGUUGUGGAGCUUCAUUAAUAUAUGCAAAUGUACUAUAUGAUAUGCUAAGCAAUGAAGAAACGCCCAACAGCUGGCUAAGGAAGGAUGCACCAGAGGGGGAGGGGGGGUGAUGUGUUUACUGAAAGAAAAAAGAAAAAAGGGCCAGUCACGUGGUAGUCGGCUGGAUAGGGUAUAGUCAACGUUCCAACAACAUAGUCGAGACGUUUGAUACUUGAUACUUGAUUAAAGAAAUUUCUCCUCAGUGCGUCCUUUUUGUGACCGGCCCUAUACGGACGGUGAUUCGUUACUUAUACAUAUACUUCUUUAUACUUAUUCAUGUACUUAUUAGCAUAUACUUCUGUGCGUGGACACAUCUAUAUAUCGGUCUUCUUUCGCUGCAUUCAUAUAAUGUAAUAUUUAUCGAGUGGUGUACAAAUAAAAGGCUCGUAAUAAAUCGUCAA
Ornithodoros turicata is the source of this 1044-nucleotide messenger RNA. Its product is annotated as mite group 2 allergen-like Ixo r 2. Lineage: Eukaryota; Metazoa; Arthropoda; Arachnida; Ixodida; Argasidae. The transcript has 4 exons. The record is from RefSeq and is a predicted model, not a curated record. The coding region runs from base 188 to 622 and encodes 144 amino acids.